Molecule: messenger RNA, 2120 nt
Organism: Gigantopelta aegis
Lineage: Eukaryota; Metazoa; Mollusca; Gastropoda; Neomphalida; Peltospiridae
Product: excitatory amino acid transporter-like
Exons: 10
Coding region: 6-1517 (503 amino acids)
Biological process (GO): L-glutamate transmembrane transport
Cellular component (GO): plasma membrane
Molecular function (GO): glutamate:sodium symporter activity; neutral L-amino acid transmembrane transporter activity; L-glutamate transmembrane transporter activity
Source: RefSeq, a predicted model, not a curated record
CCGAGAUGAAUGACUCUUCUCGUGACCGUGAUGGCGGGGAUGAUAAAGUUGCAGACACAAGGACAAAUGGCAGAAGGUCGUGCAGCUUCACUGGGUGCAUUAAAGACAAUCUGCUGCUCAUUCUAAGUCUGGCCGGAGUAGGUGUCGGUUUUGUCGUUGGGUUUCUCGUCCGGUUGGCAGAGCCAUCCGAGGAAGCCAUAUUAUGGACAGGUCUACCCGGAGAACUGUAUAUGCGCAUGCUCAAAGCCACGAUUCUGCCUCUGAUCAUCAGCAGUGUUAUUUCAGGUAGUGCUUCCCUGGACCCAAAAUGCAAUGGUCGAAUCAGCGCCAUCGCGCUUGCAUACAUUCUGGUAACAAACGCUGUUGGGGCGAUAUUGGCUUUGAUUGUCGGUAUAAUAAUCCAACCAGGCAGCGGCCAGGAAAUCUCGUCAGACGUAACACGACCUAACACGCAGAAUCUUCAAACCCAGGACAUCUUUGCGGAUCUAAUAAGAAACCUGUUUCCGGACAAUCUGGUGGCUGCAUGUUUUCAGCAGUCACAAACUAAGUACACCAUCACAGAACGACUGGUUGUUACUAACAUGACCGGUGGUUUUGUUAACGAAUCCGUGCAAGUAUACACGCGUAGUCUUGGCACAAAUUCCGGUACAAAUAUUCUUGGGUUAAUAAUUGCUUCCACGGUUUUGGGAAUGGCUGCGUCAAAAUGCAAAGACAUUGGUCAGCCAUUUCUGAAGUUCUUCCAGUCAACGUGCGAGAUCAUGAUCCAAGUACUUCACUGGAUUGUGUGGUAUACUCCAGUGGGUGUAGCCAGUCUGAUUGCAGCCUCGAUUGCCAAAGCGAGCGAGAUCGACAACACAUUCAAGAGUCUGGGCAUGUUCGUCCUGACCGUCACUGUUGGGGUAGCCAUACACCAGCUCAUGUUCGUCCAGUGCAUGUAUUUCCUGUUUUUACGCCGAAAUCCACUCAAAUUCUACUUUUCGUGCUUCCGUCCAAUGAUGACCGCCUUUGCGCCUCCAAGCACAGCUGUGGCAAUACCGGACAUGCUUGUGUGUUUAGAAGGAAAAAACCAUGUUGACAAGAAAGUUUCUCGAUUUGUUGUGCCUUUCGCCGCAACUCUGAAUCGAGAUGGUAGCUGUUUGUUCAUUACUCUGGCAGCUAUUUACAUUGGCCAAACAGAGGGAAGCUUGGAUGCUGGGAGAUAUUUAAUGAUAGCAAUACUGGCAACGGCCGGUUCGUUGGCCAUUCCGUUCGUGCCGAGUGCUAGCAUUGUGACUCUGUUGAUCCUGCUGUCAUCUCUCAACAUGUCCCCGGCCAACAUAGGACUCAUUAUGGCGGUGGAGUGGUACACAGACCGAAUACGAACGACCAGCAAUACACUAAGCUGUUGUCUCUGUACUGUUGUAACAUAUCAGCUGUCCAAAAGAUGGCUCACUUCGACAGAAGUAUCCAUGCUAAAAGUUCGAGAUAUCGAUAUCACGCUCAAAGAUGAAGAUUCAAAUGUAAACACCAAACUGUAAAGAACAAUUGAGAUGUCAAACCACAUAUAAUUUUUAUUUAUGUUCAUGUCAUACAGUCAUACUUUUAGUGCAGCUAUUUUGUAGUCACAUUCAGAAAUACAGUACGGAGAGAAUUUUAAUUAAACAGAUUUGUGCUAACCAGGGGCCUAAUUCACAAAGCUCUCUUAGGCUCUGUUAGACAACAAAGCAUCCUAUUUGCAAGUCUUUUAGCAUUGCACUGCGAGAUCGCAAAUUUGCGAGAAUUUAAUUAAUUAGGUCCCAGGCACCUUCACGGGUCGUUCAUAAUUUUUAAUAUUUUCACAAGCGAGACAUAUCGUAAACACACACACACCCCUCACCCCACCCCCACCCCCCACACACAUGCCCCUCCAUCUGUUAUAUCCUUCCCCUUUUUUAAAUCGUACAUAAAAAACGUCGAUAUUUGUUUGAACUUUAAACGUGCACGUUGGCAAUAGUCCGUUUCCCCAAAUUACUCCAGAAUUAUGAUUGUACGCAUGUGCUAAUGUUUCUACUAUUGUGAAUGACCUCUUAAGGACUGUCAGCAUUUGGUAUACUAAAUGUUUUAACAUCAAAUUAAAGUCGAUGAUAAAAAAUAUACGUACC